This is a messenger RNA of Hevea brasiliensis (rubber tree), 891 nucleotides long. RefSeq lists its product as uncharacterized. The coding region runs from base 1 to 891 and encodes 296 amino acids. Gene Ontology annotation, molecular function: nucleic acid binding. The record is from RefSeq and is a predicted model, not a curated record. The transcript is spliced from 4 exons. Lineage: Eukaryota; Viridiplantae; Streptophyta; Magnoliopsida; Malpighiales; Euphorbiaceae.
AUGGGUCGGAAGAGGCACUGGUUGAUUUCGAUUCAGGGAUAUCGUCGGAGGCUGAUGAGGAUGACAAAGCAGCAGCAGCAACAGAGGGCUUGCGUCAUACUUUCUCAAUAUAACAUUAUCUACUUGAUAAGAAAGGCAGUAAAAGGAAGUGUGAUAGCAGAUCUUCUGGCUGAAAACCCAAUCAAUGAUUAUGAGGCUCUAGAUUUUGAAUUCCCAGAUGAGUAUAUUAAUGCAGUAGGCAAUGAUGUGGAGGGACCAGAUGUUGUGUGGGAAAUGUAUUUUGAUGGAGCAGUCAAUUUAUCCAGUAAUGGGAUUGGGGCAAUGCUGGUAGCCCUAGAUGGAAAACAUUUUCCAAUAGCUGUUAAGCUAAGAUUUGGUUGUACUAAUAACGUAACAGAGUAUGAAGCCUACGUGAGUGGCUUACAGGCUGCCCUUGAAAUGAAGAUAAGGAAAUUAAAGAAAUAUCUCCUCAAACUAAUCAAGGAAUUUGAAGAGAUUUCCUUCACUCAUCUGAGCCGUGACAAGAACCAAUUUACCGAUGCCUUAGCUACUUUAGCCGUGAUGACUCAAAUGGAGGAAGGGCAGAUAAUGCAGUUAUUACAAAUUAAAGCAAGGAGUAAGCCAGCAUACCGCUGUAUGAUUGAAGAAGAAACAGAUAGUAAACCCUGGUAUCAUGAUAUUCAGAUGUACAUCAAAAAUAGAGAAUACCCUCCUGGGGCAAACAGAAACAAAAGAAGAAUGAUAAGAAGGUUAGCGCUGGGAUACUUCCCCAAUGGCAAAAUCUUGUACAAGAGAACCUCUAACGGCGAGUUGUUGAAUGCAAAAGAAGCAAGGAGGAUUCUUUUUAAACCUAUGAAGGGAACUGCGCUACUCAUAACAAUGGGUAUAUGA